This is a messenger RNA of Homo sapiens (human), 3781 nucleotides long. It is a transcript of the gene RIPPLY2, whose product is annotated as ripply transcriptional repressor 2. The transcript is spliced from 3 exons. NCBI's taxonomy places the organism in Eukaryota, Metazoa, Chordata, Mammalia, Primates, Hominidae. Gene Ontology annotation, cellular component: nucleus. Gene Ontology annotation, biological process: somite rostral/caudal axis specification; somitogenesis. The record is from RefSeq and is marked reviewed. The coding region runs from base 189 to 431 and encodes 80 amino acids.
AGCCCGGUGCGCCUUCACGCGCAGCCUUUUUGUUUAUGCGGCUAGCAGGGAGAGGGGCGGAGAGGCAGCGAACCUCUCAAUGUGCAGCAGGCCGCGAGGGCUAUAUAAAGCUCGGGUCUCGGACCUACUGGAACUGGUCAAGAUUGCCCGCGAGCUGGCAGCGGCCUUCCGCCCAGCUCUGCGGCGUCAUGGAGAACGCGGGAGGCGCAGAGGGUACAGAGAGUGGAGCUGCGGCGUGCGCGGCCACCGACGGCCCUACGCGGCGCGCGGGCGCGGACUCCGGAUACGCAGGCUUCUGGAGACCCUGGGUGGACGCCGGAGGCAAGAAAGAAGAGGAGACGCCGAACCACGCCGCGGAGGCGAUGCCCGAUGGCCCUGGAAUGACCGCAGCCUCAGGAAAGCUUUACCAAUUCAGGCACCCAGUCAGGUGAGUGACAGGCCUCGCCGAAGGUCUCCCGCUCCUCCAGCCCCAGGGAGGAGCCAGGGGCAUCGCGCAGCCCAGCUCCGCAGCUGGUCCUGCAGUCUCUCUCUCUCUCUCUGAAAAUCUGGCUUCAAGGUUACUUAUCUUCUCACUCAUCAAAUUGAAAAAGGUAGGGGCUCACGGUCCCACGUAAAGGGACUGUUGAUGAAUACAUACUCAGUGAACUUGAUGAAUAUAUUACGAAGAGGGAAAGGGGAUGAUAUGGUAAGAGAGCGGUGACAUCUUGUGCUGGCAAAACAGUUUUUAUUUUUAAAUCCUAAAGGGUUCGAAUGAAAUUGACUUCGCAUCAGGCAGAGUGUGUAUGCUGCUUUUGUCUUGCAAUCUGGAAGGAAGAAUGGGAUUAACAGUUACAGUCUUACAAGUUUGCCGAGUAGGAAAAAAUAGAAAUGUAAUGAAAAUCCUAAAGAUUAUUGAGAAUGGUUAUAGAAAGGGUCAAAAGUUUAUUUAACUUGCGGAGCUAGUUUACUGUUCCUAGUCACAGGAAGUCAGCCUUUAUCUAAGAUUCUGUGUCACUUUUAUUCAGGUGAAAUGUUAAGAAUUCUGCAGUUUUCCUGCCUCCGAGAGCUGUUAAAUGAAGAGCUGGAUGAUGUUUGUAAAGUGCCCCUGGUCAUAAAUAACACAUAGAAGUCAUUACAUCUAAUUUCCUACCGUGUGCUAGCACUGGUGAAGGACACAGGAAAAAGUAGUCACAGCACAUGGCAAGUGUUGUAAUGGAAUUUAGUUUGGUUAGUUUUACAAGUAUGGGCAGGGCACGAAGUGCCUAAAUCUGUCAGUGGUAGGGGGAAGGGUCAGGGAAGUGUAUAUUAUAAGUUGUGGUUACCUGGCUGAGUCUUGGAAAAGUUAGUCAGAUGAAUGGGAAGUGGGAGCAAAAGAAAUAGCAUUGGAAAAGAGAAGCAGGAUCAUGAAACGGUGUGGCUCCUUGCGGGAACUCCAAGGAGUUUAGGUGUGUGAAGUUGUGGUCAUUUUAGCAGGGUAAUCAGAGGCCAAAUCUUGCACACUCUUGUACAGAGUUCUGUCCUGAUCCUGUAUGUAGUGUUGGGAACCCAUGGGCUUUAUUCCGAAGGUAGUCUUGGGGGUUAUAUGUUAAAUAGGCUUAGUCAGGGCAUCAAAAGUAAAACUGGAAGUUCUGCAAUUUUUCAGGUAAGAAAUAAUGAUGAACCAUUGUAAGACAGUGGAAGUGAGGGUGAGACUGGGUGAAUCUAGGAAAUACUUGAAUGACAAAAUAGAUUAGGCUUUAUAACGUAUUGGAUAUGUUAGGUGAAGAAGAGGUAAAAGGCCAGAAUGGCUCCUAAGUUUGUGGCUGGUGAGCAGGUGAAUGCUGUACUAAAAGAAUGUAAAUUAGGGCCGAAAACAGAUUUGGGAGGUGAGAUCAUGAGUCAAGUUUUCCACUUAUCAUAUUUAAUGUGCCUAUGGGGCAUCCAAAGAGUGAUAUCCUGUAGAGAACUGCGUACGUAAGUUAGGGGCCCAGAGUCAAGAUCUUAAGUGGAAAUACAGACUUGGGAGUCCAUGGUAAAUGUAGGGUGGGGAAAUCAUGACAGUGGGCCAGGUCAUCCUAGUUUGUUUAGAGGGAGGGCUGAUGUUCUCAAUGAAAACCUGAGGGAAGGCCAGCAUCUAACCAGUACACAGAGAAAGAGAGGUCCACAAGGAGACGGAGAAGAAUCAGAACAGGAAGAAACUCAGAAAAGUAUGCGGGCCCUGGGAGAAAAAUGGCCCACAGUGAGAAAUUCUGGACAGAGUAUCAUAAUGACUAGCAUUCUUUGGGUUUGCCAGUUCCAGUUACGCAUUAGGAAAUAAAUUGUUUCUUAUAUAAGAAAUUCCUUUCUUUUCUGAAGUACGGUUACAAUUUAAUUGUUCUCUUAUAUUUUAUUUUUAUUCAUUUAUAUCUUGACUAAUAUGGUGUGUUUUAUUCUUUUUAUUCAGCUGUCAACUUUUUGAGGGUAGGGACCAUGAUUUAUUCAUCUUUAAAUUGUGAAUUAUGUUGGCACAAGGGAUCACUAAAAUAUUUAUUGAACGACUGAAUAAUUGAUAGUUACUUGUUUAAGCAUCAAAAAUAUAAACUUUUUUUAUGAUUUUUGCUGGAAACAUUUAUAAACUGCAUUGUUUGUUUUUCUGCCUUUUAAAGUGGAGCAUACUGAACAUAAUGUAAUCUUCCAUUUGUUGGGAUGACUCCAUUGUAUGGAUAUAUGGGCUGUUUACCCUGCACUAAAAUGACUGCACUGUACUUGGUGAUUCAGCCUUAUCUCUCCUCUUUCUUUUCCUUGAUGAAGACCAGAAGGCAAGAUUAGUAUUUGUCAGAUUUUUGAAAUUCUGAGGUAAUAAUACUUACAUGCCAGUUAUUUGUAUAAAACAUAUAUAAUUUCUCAACAUUUCAUAUGAUAUUCACAAAUUUAGUUGAAUGGGGAGAAGACAGGCACAUAGAAUCAAAGUUGAGGUCAGAAGUAGUCUUUCUAUGCCUCAAGUUGUGAGUGCAUAGACAAAAAUUUUAAAAUACUGGUUUUUAUACAUUUUUAAACUUACGUUGUCUACUUCUAUAAGAGUUAAAUCUGUGAGUUUUAAAUAAGAUAAUAGGUUAUUUCCACCUUUUUGUAAGGUGCAUAAUAUUUUGUCAUCUUUAUAAAGCUGGCUAUCAUUAAAGUUUUUAAUGUAGUGGUAGAACUCAAUUCAUUUUUUCCAAAGGAAUUUAGAAACUGGAAGACAAAUCUUCUAUAUAUUAUAAGAAUAAAUAUAUCCAUAAUGUACAAAGUAAGGUAAACAUUGAUCUUAUGCAUAUCCAGGGUUUAGUGUAAAUUUGUUUGAUCCAAUUUACAGCUUGAAUAAAGAUUUACAAUAAUCAAACAAUUAUUGAUACUUGGGCAGGUAGAUUCCAUGAAGGCUGUGAUAGUAGCAUAUUUUAACUCUGUAUCUUAAGGCUAUAUCCAAAUGUAUAAGUCAAUUGUUAAAUAUAUGGAGCUCUUGAAAUUUGACCAUUUCAUGAGUUUAAAGAUCCUGAAUGUGAAAAAAUAAAACAUGUUGUCUGCUUCUUUCAGACUAUUUUGGCCAAAAUCAAAAUGUUAUGAUUACUUAUAUCAAGAAGCAGAAGCUCUUCUGAAAAAUUUUCCAAUUCAAGCCACAAUUUCAUUUUAUGAAGAUUCUGAUAGCGAAGAUGAAAUUGAGGAUCUGACCUGUGAAAAUUAAUCUGAUUAGCUACUUUUGAUUAUAUCCAAAGCUUGUGGGGUUUAAAUUUAGUGUACAAAUGUAUCAUAAUUAUUUUAAACUAAUUUAUUUGUAUAUAAAUUAUUAAUAAAAUGAAAUAUUUUGUAA